GUCUUUAUCGUAGUUGGUUUAUUUAAUUUCAUAAUUUCCCUCUUACUCAUUUCAGCUGUAAUUAACACUAUCCCCAAAGAUGGGACCUUUAAGAUAACUGGCAAUGGAGUUGAAGGCGAAGGAACUUUUACUGCAAGCAACGGUAAAGCAGAAAUCGGCCUUCACAUCUCUCUCACGGGCCAGGGAUCGACAGCGCAGUUGGUCGUACCAGCACCAGAUCUAGCUGAUAAAGGGGAACCUGAGAACACAUUCAGAACAACAGAUGGAAAUGAUAACACUGAAACAGAAAUCACCUUCACUCAAGAUGGUAAGAUCAGGAAAAUUCGUCUUCUUAAGGGGGCUAAGUCAUGCUAUCUGCUAUCUCUUGACGAAAUAAGAUGAUCGCAAUUUAUGCAAUUGCGUAAAGAAGCCUGGAAAAAAUUCAGGACUUCAACGGGGUUUGAACCCGUGACCUCGCGAUUACCGGUGCGAUGCUCUACCAACUGAGCUAUGAAGCCUCUGACGUUGGGAGCAGGUCAAGUCCUGAAAUUUUUUCACCCUUUUUUACGCAAUUGCAUAAAUUGCGUUCACUGCGACGAUCACCUCUUCAUUCUCAUUUCAUUUCCGCAGUUCAUAUAUGAUUUAUUUCAUAGAUCACUAACAAAAAAAGUUUCAUUAUGCAUAGUACUUUUGAAAAGGAGGGAAUCGCGAUGUCUCUGCUCGAUAUCACCAACUGCGUUACAUGAGAAAAAUACGCCACUCUGUUCCCGGAUGUAGUCGUCAUAUCAAUUGUAGCGUGCUUAUUCCCUGUAAAACAAACAAACAAACAAAACAACAAAAAACAAAACAAAGCAAAUAACGGAAAAGACAAUCAAACCAUAAAAAAAACAUAACUAUGUAAAAAAUAUUAUUCAUUCGUUAAUGCAUUUGAUUAUCUCAAGUUAAGAAAAAACACUUUAUUUUAGAUGAAGACUUUUUGGAUCAAAUGUUAGAGGAACAUAAUAAGUUACGAUCUGUUCAUCUGGCUCCUCCUUUGGCAAAAAACAGAAACAUGUCACUUCAGGCCAAGACCUUAGCCAUUCAGCUGGCAGCAGAAGCGAACCUAAGGCAUUCAAACAAAGCCAGUCGCCCUGAUCAAGGAGAGAACUUAGCCAUGGGAUGUACAUCCUCAGGACCAGGAAUCACGGCCAAAGACGCCGCAAAGGAGUGGUAAGUAUCCAAUCAUAACUAAAAAGAUAUCUCUGCUCCAUUUAUUCAUUCAUUUAUCCAUUGAUUCAUUUAUUAAUUCAUUUACUUCCAUGUGAAAACAAUAAAAGUGCAAACAGAGUAAAAAUCGCUGAGUUGUCUCUAUGUCUUCGGUCGGGAUAUGAAAAACGAGAAAUUCCGUUUUUGUAAAAUGAAACAUUUCGUAUUACAGGAGUGUCGUUUUCAUCUAAAGUGAAGCCCGUCUUUUCCUUCCUGUGGAAACUUUAAAGCAGAAUGUGAAGUUGAUUCUUGAAAUAUGGAUUAUGGUUUCAUUAUUCAUUUCAAUAUCGCGCUCCUUAGUUGAAGGAUAGAGAAUAAAAAAAAGAGGCUGUUAUUUUUUCAAGUAGCACUUCAUGUGUUCGUUACUGAAGCGUGUUCUACCGUGUUUUUGCUUUAAAACUCAUGGUCACGGUCACUGUCACUGUUAACAUCUGAUAGAGGGAAAUCUGUUUUAAAAUUUUAAUUCUCUCACUGAAGAGAGAAUGUUUCCAAAAAAUAAUGACAUCGUCUUUUAGAAUCAUACUCACAUUUUAUUCCUUAAGGGAAUGAAUUAGUAACUCGUUGCACUGUAGUGUUCCUGUAUUAAUUAGCCUUAUACUUAGAUAAACUUGCGUCAUGGUGCGUCUUACUGCAUCCAUUUAGCCGGUACAAGUUUCAUGUAGGAAUGAUUUUUUUUUAGUCUUGACUGAUUCAAUUUAAUUUUUUGACCACAAAAGUACAGUAUUUACUUAAAUUGCAACACUUAAACAAUGACCGUUUAAACAGCGAAUAACAGCCACUAAUAAUGAGCCUUGUGUUGCAGGUAUGAUGAGGUAUGUAGCCACAAUUUCUACGAUCAAGCCUAUCAAGACAGGUCCGGUCACUUUUCACAGCUAGUAUGGAAUGCCACCCGUGAACUUGGUGUGGGCAGGGCUAUAGGCCAAAAGUUUGGCAUGAAUUGCACCUUCAUCGUGGCUCGCUACAGGCCGUUGGGCAACAUUGGAUCCGAGUUUGCCUAUGACGUGAGCAAAGGAAACUUUGACUCCUCCUAUUGCAGUCAUGUACAGCGAGAUAGCUUACCUCGGCUGGGUGAACCAAAAUCAAAUAUUGGAGCAAAAAAGGGAAGAUACAGAGCCAGGAUACCUCAUGUUCCGAAAAUAGUGAUCUUGUAA
This is a messenger RNA of Porites lobata, 2375 nucleotides long. The record is from the annotation of a GenBank genome assembly. Lineage: Eukaryota; Metazoa; Cnidaria; Anthozoa; Scleractinia; Poritidae.